AUGAACCUGAAUCCGACGACGACGACGACGACGACGACGACGACAACAACAACAACGACCUCGUGGAAUCCGAUGCCUGGCCUGUUCUCCUCUAGCUCGACCACCAAUAGCACGACGAGCACAUCAUCGCCCUCGACUGCUAUUGCGAUUCCCACCCCUACCCCCAUAGCUACCGCCACAGCUACCCUCCAGCCUUCUGCUGUAUAUGGUGACGGGAAUUGGGACUCGAAUCGGGCGCAUGCGACAAUGACGACGGAGUUUGGAGGGGAGAGGAGAAGUAAACGGGCGAGGAUAAUGGGGGAUAAUGAUGAGGUGGAUGCCCGUGCUCAUAUGCUGCAUGAGGAAGUUGAUGUUGAGGCGGCGAGACCGCCGUACAUACACUCGAUGUUAGCUGGUGGCAUCGGCGGGACGAGCGGUGACCUUCUCAUGCACUCGCUGGACACGGUCAAGACACGGCAGCAAGGCGACCCGCACGUUCCACCCAAAUACACAUCUAUGUCCUCCUCGUACGCUACCAUUCUACGGCAGGAAGGGAUUCGGAGGGGGUUAUAUAGCGGUGUCACGCCGGCGUUGCUGGGCUCGUUUCCCGGGACAGUGAUAUUUUUCGGCACGUACGAGUAUAGCAAGAGACAUAUGCUGGAUGCGGGGGUCAAUCCAUCGUUAUCAUAUCUCGCGGGCGGAUUCAUCGCUGACCUCGCCGCCUCCGUUGUCUACGUUCCUUCCGAAGUUUUAAAGACCCGCCAACAACUACAGGGACGAUAUAAUAACCCUUUCUUCCGCUCCGGAUACAACUAUAGAGGCACUAUCGACGCAUUCCGCACAAUUAUCCGCCAAGAAGGCUUCGGGACAUUAUUUUCUGGUUACAAGGCGACGCUCUUCCGCGACCUGCCCUUUUCCGCGCUGCAAUUUGCGUUUUAUGAGCAGGAGCAGAAACUCGCGAAAAAGUGGGUGGGCAGUAGGGACAUUGGGUUGCCGUUGGAAAUUCUAACGGCUACGACGGCGGGGGGCAUGGCGGGCGUGAUAACUUGUCCGCUUGAUGUUGUAAAGACAAGGACCCAGACGCAGCAGAGUCCGGAUGCGUUUGGCACGUCAGUUCCACGGGCAACUUCUGUUGCUGCUGCUGCUGCUGCUACUGCUCCUGCUGGUCCUUCCACGACAGGAAAACACCAGACGAAGAUAAAAGAGACGGCUCCGAAGACCGUACAGUCCACCAGAUUAAUAUCGACAUCUUCCCCAUCGACAUCCACCGUGAAGCCUGGAGCGCCGAUAUUAGAUACCUCGUCAGUAUUUACGGGGUUGAAAUUGAUAUACCGGACGGAGGGAAUUUUAGGAUGGUUUCGAGGCGUUGGACCUCGGUUUCUGUGGACGAGUGUGCAGAGCGGCACGAUGUUGGUGCUCUAUCAGUAUCUGCUAAAGCAGCUGGAUUCAUACCAACAACGGCACGAAGGGGAGCUGGGCGACGGUGGUGGAGCUGUUUUAUGA
Histoplasma capsulatum G186AR is the source of this 1482-nucleotide messenger RNA. Its product is annotated as mitoferrin. The transcript is spliced from 3 exons. The record is from RefSeq and is a predicted model, not a curated record. Lineage: Eukaryota; Fungi; Ascomycota; Eurotiomycetes; Onygenales; Ajellomycetaceae. The coding region runs from base 1 to 1482 and encodes 493 amino acids. Gene Ontology annotation, biological process: magnesium ion export from mitochondrion. Gene Ontology annotation, molecular function: magnesium ion transmembrane transporter activity.